Messenger RNA from Syngnathus acus (greater pipefish), 881 nucleotides. RefSeq names its product cornifelin homolog B-like. Lineage: Eukaryota; Metazoa; Chordata; Actinopteri; Syngnathiformes; Syngnathidae. The coding region runs from base 25 to 507 and encodes 160 amino acids. The record is from RefSeq and is a predicted model, not a curated record. The transcript has 3 exons.
UCAACAAGAAAAAGAUGAUUUGAGAUGUCUCGUCAUGUGGUCGGGGCCCAGCCGCAAAGUUGGCGCACCCAGGAGGGGGCGCAAUGGAGCACGGGCCUGUGUGCUUGCCAUCAAGACGUGGGGGACUGCUGUUUUGCACUGUGCUGCCUGCCACUGUUCACCUGUAAGGUGGCCAGGAAGGCGGGCCUGUGUCCUCUUCUGCCGCUGCUGGACUGUCUUGGCUGCGUACCCCCGGCCUCCCUCGCCGUGAGGGCCUCUGUCAGGGAAAAAUACGGCAUAAAGGUAAAUGUUCACCUUUGGCUGGAUCCUCCCACUCGUGCUCUCUUCCAGGGGAGCGUGUGGGGCGACUGCCUGUACGGAUGCUGCUGCUACCCGCUAUCUUGGCUCCAGAUCUCCAGAGAGCUGAAAAGAAGAGCUGCAUUUCACGCCGCCUCCUCUUUGUCCUCCUCCUCUUUCUCGGACAAAUACACGGCAUUGACUCCCCUGCAGGGAGCGCACUUGGUCUGAACCACAGGGCAGACUACUCGGGACAAGGCAACAAGACAAUACGAAAAAUAAAAUAAACAUUUCUCUUGUGUGACUUUCAACAGUAUUUAGACCUUCUGCCAUCUUCUGGAAGAGGAUUCGAAAUUUCUGUCGGUCACUUUCUGCUGCUGGCAAAGUUAAAUGAAUAAAUGGUAUAGUUGGGAAAAGACUAAUCCGGAGGAUACAUGUUUUUCUCCACCCACAAAGACUCCUCGUUGCUCUCCCUCUGCUGGUUGUCGGGAGAAAAACAAUGAUUUUUGUUUGCUGUUUUGUAUUCAAAUGGAAGCAACACAAUCAGUUCUGCAAGCAUUUGGUGAUUGAUUGAUUGACAUGACUGAAUAAAAGAGGACCCAGUA